GGCUAGAAGUUUUGGGAGGAGCCUGCAGUUUCUGCACACUCCUGUCUCACAUACUUUUCUCCUCGGCUUGUCACUGUCAGGUUCUCAGGUACAGCGAACGCUUGGACAGAGGCUCCAGGACCACAGGGAGGGACACCAUGUUCAAGGGACAAAGCAAGUCACCCACCAAGUCACCUACCAAGUCACCUAACAAGUCGCCCACCAAGUCGCCGACCAAGUAUAGCAAGGCGACUGCCAAUGAACUGGCUUUGCUGAUCUCCCGUAUGCAGAAAAAUGCAGAUCAAGUUGAAAGAAAUAUCUUGGAGACUCACCAGAAACUAAAGCAGGAUGCCAGUAAUUAUGCCGUGAAGAAGUCAUUUGAGCAUCAGCAAGAGAAUGCAAAGACCCUAAAGGACUCUGACCUUCUGCUGAAAGAUCUUUUCUUUGAUGUGGACAAAGCAAAAAAAUAUGGGCACCCGCAAGCCGAGGAGAUAGAGAAGGACAUCCGCCAGCUCCAUGAACGACUUACAGCUGAGUGUGCAGAAUACAGAGAGGUGUACGAGAAUUAUAAUAUCUUACCUGCUGAGCCGAAAGUCAACUGGCCACAGAUCCUAAGUAGCAAAAAGAAAGAAAUAGACAAUGCUUCAUAUGGACCAAGCCUGGCAGAUGUGGAACGUCAAAUGGCAGAACACAACGUUCUGCAGAGAGAGAUUGACGAGUACGGGACAGAAAUACGUAACCUCCCUCAGGAUCAAUCUGCUGUUAAGAACCAGUAUCGCAGCCUGCAGGAAGAUUCAGCAUGGCGGGGCAGGCACCUGGGAAGCUUGUACAACCACCUGCACGGAUCCACAAAGGAGCUGCUCUACCUUAACGAUGAACAGAAUAAGAUUAUGAAACAGAAUUGGAGUGAUCAAAUCACUGAUCUGCCUAGCACCCGCAGGCAAUAUGAGCGUUUUAAGGCAGAGGAUUUGCUGCCCCAGGAGGAGACGGUGAACAACCUGCUGGAUGAUGGAGACAGACUGGUAGAGCUCAAACAUCCCGCCGCCAGCUGUAUCCAGGCCCACGAUGAAGCACUGAAAGGAGACUGGCAGAACUUUCUGAACUUGUGCAUCUGUCAGGAGAACCAUCUCAAGAAUGCAGAGGACUACAAGAAGUUUCAUGAUGACGCAGAUUCUGUGGCCGAAAGCCUGAAUACCGUGCGGAAAAACCUAGACACCAAAUACUCCCAGCCCAACACACAGGUGCCGGGAGCAGUAUCCGAGCUGCUCCUACAGAUGGAGAAGGAGGACAAGCAGCUGGCCCAGGCGGAGAAGACCUUGUCCGAACUCAAGCAAAAAGCGCCCGAAAUUUUCCCCAUCAAGCAGAGGAGGAUUAAACCAAAGCAGCCCAUUAAUCUGGACACCAUCUGUGAUUGGGAUUCAGGAGAUGUCCAGCUAAACAAAGGAGAGAACUACAUACUGAAAGAUAACAGCAAGAAAGAGAACUGGGUCGUGCAGAACCCUAGUGACGGAACAAUCAAGGAGGCUCCCUCCGCCUGUUUUGUCAUCCCUCCCCCAGACUCAGAAUCUACUGAAAGGGUUAACAGGUUGGAUGCCGAUUUAAAUGAUUUGAAGAAGAAGAAGGCAGCGGUGCAAAAUGCUUUGAAAUCAAGCAGCCGGGAACCUCAAAAACCCAGCCAGUUAGCUCCGCUGCGAGGUGCCCCUGUACCGCCAGUUCGUACAUCCAGUGUCCCCACUGACGACACACAAGGAACACAAAUUCUUAACAAAUUAAACAAAAUCUACGGUGACUUGCAAGACACCGAACAAGAGGUACUGACAAGAGUGCGCACCCCUGUGAACAGAGCUUCGCCAGGCCAGGAUCUGACCGGGAGGCUGAAGGCGCAGGAGGGAACUGCCCAGCAGCUGCAAUCGAUUGCAUCAGAGACGGACGCGGCAAAGAGAGAAUGCGAAAACUUCCUGGCAAAGAAACCAUCAGGACCAACAGCCACUCAGCUCCCCACGACACUGGCCAACGUGAACAGCAAAUACCAUGACGUCAAGGCCCUGUCAUCACUCUAUGGAGAAGAAGCUAAAGCAUCGCUGAACUUAGAAAAUCAGAUUAACAGGACUGAUGAUAUGAUCAGAGGCUUUGAGAAUGUAUUGGCACAGGAUAAAGUCAUUCCUAAUUCACCUAACAGCAUCCAGCAACAUGCAAGUCAGAUUCAGAAAAUGAAGAGAGAUCUUGUGGACAAACAGGACAAUCUUCUGAAACUAAACCGAAGCUUGAAGGACACAGAAUUGGCCUGUAACUCCCUUCAGAGCAACACUCAAGAGCACAGUCCUGAUUUACCACGUCAGCGCAUCCAGGUCCAAAAGCUGAAUGAUAGAUACCAUGCCAUCGCUGACCAGCUGGACCAGAGAGAGAAGUUGCUCCGAGAUACCAAUCUGCCCUACCAGCAGUUCAAAUCCUCCAGUGAAGGCCUGGAUUCCUGGCUGAAUGGUCUCCCCCAUAACCAGAUCACACCAUCGGAUUCUCCUAGUCAGGUCAACUACAAGCUCCAAAGCCAACGGAGACUGGUGGAGGAGAUCCAAAGGAAGGAGCCAGAAAAGAAUAACGUGGUGAAGCUUUCCAAAGACUUGACAAAUUCUCUUAAUGACUAUGAGGCUCAGGCUGAUCGAUAUUGCUCUACCCUGGAUCCCUCCAUAGGCUCAUCUAAUAGUACCAGGGCUAACAGCCUUCAGGAAAGCAUUGCAAACAAGGAAAAGGAUUUGGUAAAACGUUAUACAGAGGCAGCCGUGGAGAGCAAGCAGCAUCUGAACCAAAUGGAAUUUGCCAAGAAGGUUCUAGAUAAGUCAGAUACACAUGAUGGAGUCCAGCUGUCCGUGCAGAACAACCUGCGCUCAGAGAAUACGUUGCGAUCAGCAAAGGAAUCAGAAACCUUGUCAAAGCAACUGGAGGAAGAGAAAAUGAAGGUGGCUCAGGUACAGCAGACACUGGAAGAAAACAGAAAGAGGAUACUACUCCUGAAAACACAGAGACCGGUGGAAAGACUGGAAGAGAAGGAAAUGGUGCAAUACUACAGAGAACCCAGGCUGGAGAGUGAACUGACAGCUCUUAAGAGCCAAGCAGACAAUACCUACAGAGAUAGGGAAAAUACACAGUAUGAGAUAGAAGUGGUUAGCAAGAAGCUGGUAGCGUUGGAAAACCAAAGGAAGAACAUCAAACCACAGCUACUGACAAAAGAAGUCACUGAGAUAGAGAGAGAUCCUAAUCUAGAUGCUCAGGCUCAAACCCUCAGAAAAGAGAUAAAACAACUAAAGGAAGAGAAUAACUCAAUCACACACGAGUUAGAGCGCCUGAAAAUGGAAGUUAUGGUACUAGAGCAGAAACAACCUAAUGUGAAAGAAAAAGUGGUACUGAAGGAGGUAGUUAAAGUCGAGAGGGAUCCUGAGAUGUUAAAGGCCACACGGGCGUUACAAUUGCAGAUCGAUGAUGAGACCUUCCGCAGAAAGUCUCUUCAAAACAACAUUGUGAAACUUAGAAACAAGACAGAAGAACUGGAGAGACUGAUUGAGUCUGUAGAACCUAAAGUCAUUGUGAAGGAAGUAAAGAAAGUGGAGCAAGACCCAGAAGUUCUGAAGGAAGCAGCUAGACUCAAAACGUUAAUAGAAGAAGAACGUAAGAAGAGCGUGACCCUGACCCGGGAGUUAACAGAACUGCAAUCGAAAUAUUCAGUGGUGGAGAAACAGAAACCCAGGGUAGAGAUAAAGGAAAGGGUCAAUGAAGUGUUUGUUGUACAGCCAGAGACUGAACAAGAAAUUGCUAGGCUGAGAAUUGCUUUGCAAGAGGUCAAUUCUAAAAAAAAUUCCUAUGAAAAUAACCUUGAAGUACAUCAUAAAGAAAUGUUUGUGCUGAAGUCCCAAAAGCCCAUGGUGGAGUACAAAGAAAUUGUCAAAGAAAUAGUCAAGUUAGAGAAGAGCCCAGAAGCAAUGAAAGAAAUUGAAAGGGUGAAAUCACAAAUAAAAGACCUGGAGUCAACACACAGCAGAUAUCAAGAGCAGAAAUCCAAGCUGAUCAAGGAAAGAGACGACUGGAAACAAGAACGGUCAAAGGUAGAGACAAAAGUUGUCAACAAAGAGGUUGUUAAGUAUGAAAAUGACCCUGUACUGAUAAGAGAAGCAGAGCAACUGCGCCAAGACGUGCGCAAUGAAUCCCAGAGAAGAAGGGAAGUUGAAGAUUUGGUUUAUGACUUACAAAGCAAGUAUAUGUUGCUAGAAAGACGGAAACCAGAAGAGAGGGUAGUGGUUCAAGAGGUGGUUCAUGUACAGAAAGAUCCUAAGACAGCAGAAGACCACCACAGAUUAAGCCGUACACUAGAUGAGGAGGUAGGCAACAGGCGUCGCUUGGAACGUGAGGUACAACAAUUACGUAAUCUAGUGGACGAGAAAGAGAGACUCCUGAAUUUCCAGGAAGAGAGAGAUAAGAAACUGGCUGCAGAAAAGGAGUUGCGGACUAUCACUCGGAGAAUAAAGGAGAUAGAAGAAAGCCCUCCACCAGUACAGGAGAAGAUUGUAAUGGAAGAAGUUGUGAAAGUGGAAAAAGACCCUGUAUUAGAAAAAUCAGCUUAUGCAUUUCGAGGCGAAUUGGAUAAAGAAAGGACACAGAUACUCAACAUUGAAAGGGAAUGCAAAAAUCUGCAGGUUAAGGUAGAUAUCUUACAGAGGGAGAAGUCUUUGGAAAAAACGGUUUACAAAGAAGUCAUCAGAGUGGAAAAGGAUAAAGUGCUGGAGAAUGAGAGGGCCAGAUUAAGAGAGCUGUGUAAUAAAGAGCGUAAUGCAAGGCAAGACAUAGAAGAUGAUUGCAGAAGACUGAAAGAAAAGAUUGAACGAGUAGAUACAAUGAAAAAGACAUGGUCAAAAGAAGAAGCUGAACUUCAAAGGGCCAGAGCACAGGCGCAACAAGAAAAAUCAUCUAUAGAAAAGGAGUUAUUGGAAUUAAGGAGGCAGCAGCAGCAAAAAAGCGUGUUCUUGAGCAAAGAAUCAGAGUUGCUCACGCAAAAGGCAGAGAAUGAGCGUCAAAAGAAGAUGCAACUGGGACAAGAGCUUUCUCUUUUUGAAUCCCAAAUUCUAAAAGAAAAAGAUUGCAUCUAUGAAAAGGAAAGAAACAUUAGGGAUCUACAGUCCCGUGUAAACCGUGAGGAGCGUAACCAAGAAACUCAAAUGAGGGAGACCAAUGUCUCAACAAAAAUAUCAAUCUUAGAUCCUGAUACUGGGAAGGAAAUGUCACCAUAUGAGGCAUACAAGAGGGGUAUAAUAGACCGCCAUCAAUAUAUCCAGUUGCAAGAGUUAGAGUGUGACUGGGAAGAAAUUUCCACAAUGGGAUCUAGUGGUGAAAUUUCUGUUCUACUAGAUAAAAAGAGUGGCAAACAAUAUUCAAUUGAAGAUGCUCUAAGAUCCAAAAACAUCACUAAAGAGGAACUUGAAAUGUACCGGGAUGGAAGAAUUCCAAUUUCAGAAUUUGCCUUGCUUGUGGCUGGAGAGAACAAGCCUCAAUCUAUGUCAAUUGGGUCAAUAAUUGGAACAAAGUCCCCAAUUACCUCCCCCAACAGCCAAACCCAAACUCGUAGCUUUUUCACACAAAGUGCACCAAAAGUUUUUCAUGAUGAUAGCUUUCCCAUCGCUGGUGUCUAUGACACCAACACAGACAGCAAAUGCACAGUCAGGAGUGCAAUGGUGAAAAAACUGUUAGAUCCAACAACUGGUCAAAAGCUUCUGGAAGCACAGGCAGCUACUGGUGGUAUAAUCGACAUCAUUACCAAAGAAAGGUAUUCGGUUAACAAAGCAAUAGACAGGGGUUUGAUAGGUAGUAGCAACACACACAGCUUACUUAAUGCCCAGAAAGCUUUUACGGGUGUUGAGGACCCAGUGACCAAGAAGCGCCUAUCUGUUGGAGAGGCUGUACAGAAGGGACUAAUGUCCAAUGAGACAGCCAUGCCAUACCUAGUAGUUCAGCAUCUUACGGGGGGCUUGAUUGAUCCCAAAAAGACAGGCAGAAUCCCACUGUCAGAGGCAACAGAGCAGGGUCUAAUAACCAAAGAACUGGCUGCUCAGGUCCGAAAUGAGUCUACAUAUGAAAAAGACCUCACAGAUCCUUCCACUAAAGAGAAGAUUAACUACAAGGAGGCCAUAGCACUAUGCCGGAAAGACCCAGUAAGUGGCCUGCUUCUACUCCAAGGAUCUUCAGACAGCCACCAACAUGCUGUAUACCGCCCCGUGAACACCAUACCCUCCCUGACCUCGUACAAGUACUAAUGGUGAUGGUUGCCCGUCAUAUCUUUGUUUUCCUGCUAUGUAAGUGUACCCUGUUUAAUAUGAUAUUGCUCCCCUGGGGUGAAAUUAUACCUGUGGUGUUUAUUGCAUGUCCUCAAUAAACUGGAACUUAUCUUUAUUACACUUAAA
This is a messenger RNA of Bufo gargarizans (Asiatic toad), 6419 nucleotides long. It is a transcript of the gene EVPL, whose product is annotated as envoplakin. Gene Ontology annotation, molecular function: structural molecule activity; cadherin binding. The record is from RefSeq and is a predicted model, not a curated record. Lineage: Eukaryota; Metazoa; Chordata; Amphibia; Anura; Bufonidae. Gene Ontology annotation, biological process: wound healing; intermediate filament cytoskeleton organization. Gene Ontology annotation, cellular component: cytoplasm; membrane; cytoskeleton.